Molecule: messenger RNA, 2643 nt
Organism: Zygotorulaspora mrakii
Lineage: Eukaryota; Fungi; Ascomycota; Saccharomycetes; Saccharomycetales; Saccharomycetaceae
Gene: NAN1
Product: Nan1p
Exons: 1
Coding region: 1-2643 (880 amino acids)
Biological process (GO): positive regulation of rRNA processing; positive regulation of transcription by RNA polymerase I
Cellular component (GO): nucleolus
Molecular function (GO): protein binding; RNA binding
Source: RefSeq, a predicted model, not a curated record
AUGACGCAAUCAGGUGUAUACCAAAAGUACAAACUUUCGGUGGUCUCUGGUGGAAGGCCCAUUCUUCCAAGAGGUGGGAAUACUUCCUGCUGCAACAAAAGUCAAGCGUGCCUAACGCCAGAUGAACUUGGAUAUAUUAUUCCUUUCAAUAAUCAGAUCAAAGUUUACUCGGUGGAAACGAGGCAGUGCAUCAAGACGUUAAAAUUUGGCAAUAACGGGAUCUUGUCGAAGAUUUUUGCAAAUGAUGAUACUUGCAUAGCGCACAUAAGCAUCGGAGAUAUUACGAGCCAAGACAGUGAUGAUGAUAGAAAAAUCACCGUUUUCACUAAUGAUGGAAGUGUGAUUGUGCUUAACUAUAGAGGUAAAUUAAUAGACUCACCAAAGUACUUGAACAUUAAGCUGGCUGAAAAUGAAACGAUCUGUAAGGUCUUCGGAUCAAAAACGAGUGACACCAGUGAUAGCAAGGAGUUCAAAAUUCUGACCGCAGAGCCAACAUUUUCGUUCGGCUCUCAAUAUACUUAUAGGUUAUACAGUUUGAGACCAAAAGAAGAGAUGAAGAUAGCACUCGAACAAGUUGUUGAAAGUGUGAUAUUAUCGAGUUGGUCUCAAAACGACAAGUUAUUGGCAUUCCUGUAUUACAAAGAGAAACGGAAGCAGUUUAUGAUAAUGUCUGUUUUCGAGAAAACCUCAGCAUUACCAAAGGAAUUCGAUUUCCAGUCAAUAUUAACCUCACAAGAUCCCUCGUCGACAUCAUCAAAUAAUUCAAGAUAUAUAACAUCUAUGGCUUUGGAUUCGGAUGGUUCACAGUUAGCUUUAGGCUUUGCAUCUGGUGUGAUAACGGUCGUGACAUUGGAGGACCUUCAAACUAGAGUACUCAAGUGGCAUAUAGAUUCUGUUUUAUCAUUAUCUUUUACACAAGAUGGUACGUAUCUGCUGUCGGGUGGUUGGGAAAAAGUUUUAAGUUUUUGGCAGCUAUCAACGAAUUUGCAGCAGUUUUUACCCCGGUUGAACGGUGUUAUAGUUGACUGUCAACCUUUAGGAAAUGACAAAUAUUAUUCCAUCGCAUUACAAAUGACUGAAAAUUUUUCAAGUUCUGACUUUCAAUUAUUGCUGCUAAAUUCAGGAGACCUUACAUCGAGGGUGUCAAUAAAUGGUCCAUUACCUGUUUUCAAUAGUGUUGUAAAAAAUACGGUACAGCCAUUUUCUGCAAUUUCAUCAAAAGCAUCAACAACAGUGUCAGCAGUUAAUAAUUCGAAAAAGAAACACAAGAAAAAACUAUUGAAAAGUAAGAGGCAAGACUAUACCACAUGUGCUGAAAUAAACCCACUGUCAAAGCAUAUUUAUUUCCCCCACAUAUCUGCUAUGCAGAUGUAUGAUUUCUAUAAAAAUGAGCAAGUUUCAUAUCAAUAUAUGACUUCUGGUAUCAACAAUUCUAUGGGUAAAGUUAGAUUCGAGUUAAACAUCAAGGAUCCUGAAGUAGUUAAUGUUAAAUUUACUAAGAACGGAAAAUGGAUGAUCACUUACGAAGUUGAAUAUCCACCUGAAGACCUACUUUCAUCUAAGGAUCUACUACACACUUUGAAAUUUUGGUCUCAAGAAGAUAAUGAUGUCAAUUGGACUCUCAAGACUAAGGUCAUUAAUCCUCACAGUACCGGUGUUCCUGUAACAAGUAUUUUACCUGCACCACAUGCCAUAAACGGUUCUAAGGGAUUCUUAACCGCAGAUAAUGCUGGCGGACUGAAAUAUUGGUCAUUUCAAGAAAAUGAAAAUAAUUGGUGUUUGGUCAAGUUAUCCUUGCCAAAUUUCAAUCAUUUCAGUAACUCUGUUUCUUUGGCUUGGUCACAAGACGGAAGCUUAAUAUUUCAUGGAUUUGAUGAAAAGCUUCUCACCAUAGAUUUUGAUACAUUUGCACCUUUUGAAGGCUCAGGUAACAUAGAUACUAUCAAUGAGUUCAAUCUUGACUCAGAAAUCCAGGCAAUCAAGGUCAUAAACAAUACAAAUUUAAUAGUUGCUACACGAACGACAUUGAAUACAAUCAAUAUUUUACAAGGUCAAAUGGUGAACAGCUUUGAUCUAUUCCCUUAUGUGAAUGGCGUUUAUAAAAAAGGUCAUCUUGAUAGACUGAUUGCUUGCGAUGAAAAGACCGGACGAGUUGCUUUAGUUAUAAAUCAACAAUACGAGGAUAGUAAUCUAAAGCUUUCCAUGGGCUACAAAGCGCGCAUUGUAAUUUUUAAUGCUGAUCUUUCAGAGAAACUCGGAAUUUUUACUCACGAAGAAUAUAUCGCAUGGAUUGGUUGGAACCAUGACACAGAUUUCAUAUUCGUCGACAUAGGCAGUCGCCUCGGUGUUGUGGGUACAACCAUCAACACAGAAAUGUUGGAUGAAGUCGACAAAGACAUACUACUCAAUAAUCUACAACCAGGCCAUCAGGAUUUCAAGCAGCAACUUUUGAAGCUGUCUUCCUCUAAACUCACGGAAGGUGUCAUAGAUCAUGAUCAAGAAGAUGACCUGACGUUGGAACUCAUUAACGGCAACAAGAAUGAAAAACUGAUAAAUAUGAACAGUUUCACAAACAUGUUUGAAAACAUUCAAAACGUGCAAAUGGAUACUUUAUUUGAUAGAGUUAUGAAAGUAAUCACAUAA